AUGUUAUCAUCAUCACAGAAAAAAAAAGACGAAGAAAAAGAGAAAAAAUUUUUAGGAAGAUUAACUUAUAAGUUAGAUUAUGAUUUUGAUAAGAAUGCUUUAACAGUAACAAUUAUAUCUGCUGAACAGUUACCUGCAAUGGAUUUAGGUGGAACUAGUGAUCCAUAUGUUAAAUUAUUUUUAAUGCCUGAUAAAAAAAAGAAAUUUCAAACAAAAAUUCAAAGAAAAUCAUUAAAUCCUGUCUUUAAUGAAUCAUUUACAUUUAAGAUACCAUAUAAUGAAUGUAGUGGGCAAACAUUAAUUUUAAAUAUUCUUGAUUUUGAUCGUUUUGGUAAACAUGAUUCUAUUGGUCAGGUGUCAGUGCCUCUUGGAAAGGUUGACUUAGCAACAACAAUUGAAAGAACUGAUGAAAUUGAAUCACCACCAGAGAAUCGUCUUGGUGAAGUUUGCCUAGCAUUACGAUAUGUUCCCAACAAAAAUAAACUAUCAGUUGUUGUUAUGGAAUGUAAAAAUUUAAAAAAGAUGGAUGUUUUAGGUUUAUCAGACCCAUAUGUAAAAAUUUAUCUUAUGCUUCAAAAUAAAAGAUUAGAAAAGAAAAAAACAACAAUAAAAAUGAAAACACUAAAUCCAUAUUAUAAUGAGUCUUUCAGUUUUGAAAUACCACCAGAAAAGAUGCAGGAAAGUUUAUAUAGAGUUCAUUUACAAAUAACUGUCUCAGAUUAUGACAGAGUAGGAUCUAAUGAACCAAUAGGACAAGUAAUUAUAGGCAAUUGUGCAACUGGAAUAGGAUUAAAACAUUGGCAGGAUAUGCUUCAAACACCAAGAAGAAGUGUUGCAAUGUUUCAUACAUUAAUGCCGUUAAAUGAUGAUUAA
This is a messenger RNA of Strongyloides ratti, 873 nucleotides long. Its product is annotated as C2 domain and Synaptotagmin domain-containing protein. The coding region runs from base 1 to 873 and encodes 290 amino acids. Lineage: Eukaryota; Metazoa; Nematoda; Chromadorea; Rhabditida; Strongyloididae. Gene Ontology annotation, biological process: synaptic vesicle endocytosis; regulation of dopamine secretion; cellular response to calcium ion. Gene Ontology annotation, cellular component: axon; synaptic vesicle membrane; dense core granule. Gene Ontology annotation, molecular function: calcium ion binding; phosphatidylserine binding; clathrin binding. The record is from RefSeq and is a predicted model, not a curated record. The transcript has 3 exons.